GGAGGACGACGCGCGCAAACGCCAUCCACGCGUUGCGAGCGCACCAAAAUAAUUGGAAAAUAGAUCCUACAAAGUGGCAUCAUCGAUCUCCCUAAGCUUACAUCACCACCACAAAAAUCUCCACCAUCUUGUCCGCUCUCCAAACAUCAAUUCCACCCAAAAAAAGAAUUAUUUCACAAACCGAUAUCCUAGCUCCGUGGAGGUUCCCAAGCGAGCACGCCAAGCACCAUGGCCGAGCAGCAGCAGGCGGAGGAGGAGGGGAGCGCGCGCGGCAAGAACAGGCCGGCGGCGGCGGCGGCGGAGGGGGCGCUGUCGGCGCUGGCGGACGACGUGCUGCUGCAAAUCCUGGGGCGGCUGGAGGGCGAUCCGCGGGACUGGGUGCGGGUGUCCUGCGCGUCCCCGCGCCUCGCCGCGCUGCUCGGGGCCGCGUGCCUCCCGCCGCGCCUGUCGCGGGUGCUCCCCGCCGAGCUCCUCCCCGCGCCUCCGCCCGACGGAGCGCCCGCCGCCUGGGCGGCGCUCCACAAGCUCUCCGUCUGCUGCCCGGGGCUCCUCCGCGCAGGGGUGCUCCUCGAGCCCUCCGACGACUUCGGGCUCGAGCUCGACAUCGGACCCGACGUCCCCUUCUGCCCUCCCGCCGACGCCGCCUCCGUCGAGGGGCUCGAGGCCACGGCCACCUCGCGUGACCCCAGGGCCGUCGACGCCGCGGCGCCCGAGGCGGAGAUCCCACCGUGCGCCGGCUCCAGCGACGCCGCCGGCGCCGCGUGGUUGCUUUACGACGACCUGUACCUGGACGCGGCCUACGACUGCUCGUCCGAGCCGCAGAUCCCGGCAGCGGCCGCCCCCGCGGCGGUCCGCGAGGAGGACGCUGAGGUCAAUGCCGUCGGCGGCGGCGUGGCCCGGCGCGGCGUGGUGGCCGGGAGCAGGCGGCGGCCGCGGCGGUGGCUGGGGCCCGUGGACGCGCACCUGGCGUCGGGGUCCUGGACGCUAAGCCGGGAGCAGGGGAACAAGCUCCUGGCCAGCCGCUUCCGCGGCGACCGGCUCUACCUCUGCGACUGGCCCGGGUGCGUGCACGCCGAGGAGCGCCGCAAGUACAUGGUCUUCCGCGGCGUGUUCCACAACUUCGCGCGCUCCCAGGUGCGCCGCGCGCUCAGGGACACUCGGCGACCCACCAUCGCCGUCCAGUGCGCCUUCUGCGGGUGCAAGGAGGCGUGGGACCUCUACUCGGCCUUCUGCCUCCGCAGCUUCUACGGCUACCACAACGACGGCGAGCCCGUCGUGCGCGCCUACGUCUGCAAGAACGGCCACGUCGCCGGCGCCUGGACCGAGCGCCCGUUGUACUCCUGAUUUUGGAGUCCACUGCCCUCUCCCAUUGCCAUUGCCGGAUGCCAAGCAGUUAGGAAGCUCCGGAUGACAAUUAUGUGUCACUGCUUACAAUAAGGUGGAUUUUAGGGAGCUCCGAGUAUAUGUAUCGUGUGUAUUCUUUCUUCUUGUCGUCGUCUUCGUCGUCGGUCGAUGAUGAUUGUGAUGCUUACAACAAGGAUGUGAUGCCGAGCUGAUGUACGGUGCUGGGGAUUAAGAUUUGCAUCAAUUUGUAGGUCUGAUGCUUAGCAUAAUAUAUAUAAGAAUCGAAAGUGCUGUUUAUCUUGGCACUA
This is a messenger RNA of Phragmites australis (common reed), 1652 nucleotides long. RefSeq names its product phytochrome A-associated F-box protein-like. Gene Ontology annotation, molecular function: protein binding. The coding region runs from base 229 to 1344 and encodes 371 amino acids. Lineage: Eukaryota; Viridiplantae; Streptophyta; Magnoliopsida; Poales; Poaceae. The transcript has a single exon. The record is from RefSeq and is a predicted model, not a curated record.